UCUUCACAUGCGUGUGUGCACGAUGUGUAUAUAUACACACACACACAUCUCAUGCUAUGCUCUCGAUAGGAUUAAUCGCACGUCGAAGCAAAAGCAACUCGAAAAGGCCAAACGAGGAAAAGCAAAAGCAUUCGCAAAAGUGACUCUCAAAAGGCAAAAACCCCGAAACGACACGACAGCUUCAGUCCAAUGGAAGACGACGGGGACGCCCCGCCCCCGUUCUGGCUCCAGUCCGGUCGGCAGUCCCGCCGCCGUGGGUCAUCAUCGUCGGCCAUUGGGUCCGGGGCCGUGGUGGUGCUUCUGUUCGCCGCCGCACUGGCCCUCGUCUUCAUCGCAGUCCCCUCGGUCCUCUCCGUCACCUCUAAGAUCUUCCGGCCCCAAGUCGUGAAGAGGAGCUGGGACUCCCUCAACUUGGUGCUCGUCCUCUUCGCGAUUAUCUGCGGGUUCCUUAGCCGGAACUCCGCCGGCGGCAAUGGGAGCUCGUACGGCGAGUCCCGGAGCUUCGACUCCAGAGCUUCCCUCAAGUCAAGCCCUUCAACGCCGCGGGAGCAGUGGUUCGGGGACUCUGAUCAGGCAGUGUAUGAUCGCCCGAGGUCGUUUAACCGGCUGAGGAGCAGCAGCUCGUACCCCGAUCUGCGGCAAGAGCCCCUGUGGCCGGCGCAGGCCUAUGAUCGGAGGCGGUUUUUCGAUGACAGCCAGAUCUACCGGAGCAGAAAAUGGAGAGAUAUUGAAGAGGAACAGCAAGGAGGAGGAGGAAAAGGAAAUGGCGACCAUGGCUAUGGUGGGACGACUGAGGCCGAAGCCGAGGCCAAGACCAUUCACGUGGAUAGUGUAGAAGUUCAAGAAAUGGAAGUUUCAGUUUCACAGAGGCCGCAACAGCAGGAGCCUCCUCUUGCAGCUGAUCAGUCUGUUCCGCCACCAGAGCCAGCGGCGGAACACACUUCCCCGGCGCCACCAAACGGCUCUUCUGCACCGGCCAGGGCAACCAAGAGGAAGCCCAAGAGAACCAGUGAAGCUCUGUCGCACGAGCCGGAGGAAGAAGGUGUCAAAGUCAUCCACACUUACAAGCUUCCGCCGACUCCGCCGCCGCCGCCGCUGCCGACGGCAUUCGAUUACUAUGCCACUCCAAAGAGUGACAAGAAUGAGAAGAAGAGAGGAGGGUCGGCGACCAAGGAUUUCAUAAGAUCGCUCGGAAGGAAGAAGAAGCAGAGGCAGAAGAGCAUCGAGAGCUUCGAGAGCCUCCUCCUCAGCUCCACGCAGCCUCAGUCUCGCCUCCCGCCACCGUCUCUGCCGCCGCCGCCGCCGCCGCCACUUCCCCCACCACCUUCCGUGUUUCACAACCUGUUCUCUUCCAAGAAAGGCAAGAGCAAGAAAGACCGCCAGCCUCCUCCCCCUCCUCCGCCUCCGCCUCCGCCUCCGCGGCCGUCAUCGUCCCGAGCCACGAAGACCAGAACGCAGGCUGCAAUCUCCCAGCCCAGCCCGAACACGACGAUCAUUCCUCGGAGACCUCUGGCACCAGCGAAUCCAAUCCGCUACAACGAUUCCGUAAACUUAGGAAACAGAUCGCCGCUGAUCCCGAUCUCGCCGCCGCCCCCUCCACCGCCUUUCAAGGUUCCGGACUGGAAGUUCUCGGUGCGUGGGGGCUACGUGAGGAUCAGAAGCAGCGGUGGCGUCUCCAGGGGCAGCUCGCCGGACAUAAUGGAGGAGGAGCAAGCCUCUCUGGGUGGAGAGAUGAGCCCAUCGAGCCUGUCGGCGGCGUCUGCCAGCGAAAUGUCGGAGCCGAGCUCGCCGGCGAUAUUCUGCCCGAGCCCUGACGUGGACACGAAGGCGGACAACUUCAUCGCCAGGUUCAGGGCUGGCUUGCAGUUGGAGAAGGUGAACUCAAUGAAGCAGAGGACCCGGUCCAACCUGGGCCGUGAUCCGGACCCGGGCCCAUCACUGUGAAAACCCGGCCCAUCAAGCCCAAAUCAUUUUUUUGCCCUUUUAUUUAUAAGUUAAUUAAUUAUUUUUUAAUAAUUUUUUGGGAGUCAUAUAGAGCAAUUUGAAAGUUGUUAUGAGGUAUACUAUCAGAGUGUGAAUUCUGCCUCUCACGUACACUAGAUAGGUUCCUUGUUGCAUAGUAGUUGAUAUCGGCUAAAUUAAGGACACGGGUUGAUCGAUGUUGGAUUUCGAUUUUUCCUUUCCAUUUUUGGAAAAUUAAGGUGUAGAUUAAGGUUUUUGGGUGACAAGAAAGGGGGAUGAUCGGGGAGUGUGAGCAUAUCGUACGGAGUUUCUAAGCUCUCAUAUUGAUACUUUGGGAGGUGGCAAUAAGGAGAACCUGUUUAAUGUCAGUGACUCAGUGUGUGUCUGUGUCCUGGAUUGGAACUUAGCUAUCCGUACUUUCAUGCU
Messenger RNA from Punica granatum (pomegranate), 2388 nucleotides. The record is from RefSeq and is a predicted model, not a curated record. NCBI's taxonomy places the organism in Eukaryota, Viridiplantae, Streptophyta, Magnoliopsida, Myrtales, Lythraceae.